AUGCUAGGUUUCUCCUUGAACCCCGUGGUCCGACCCAACUAUCUGUCCAUCGGCCUCAACGUGAGUGCAUGCUGGGCUGACGAUGUGACAGCCACCGCUAAUGAAUUUACGCUUUUCAACUACGUGCACUCAGAUAUACGGAUGGAUGACAACGUGAAAGGACCCGCCUACAAUGAUACCAGACCGGCGCAACUCCAUAACCUUGGUCUUUCCUUACUUGGUCGCUUCCAAAGUCAAGGCGAACUUGAAGUCGCGUAUCUGGACUACGCGGUCUUGAUGCUGAAUAUCGCCGUUGAGCUCACGCCUACGAAGCACCCUGAUAAGCCUCAGAUAUUGCAUAAUCUCGGUGUGGCUCUGGGAACUCGCUUUCAAAGGCUUGGGGAGCUCCCUGAUAUCGAGCGGGCAAUCGCCGCCUACGCACAUGCAGUCGAGCUCACGCCCAAAGGCAACCCUCCUCAACCGACAUUACUCCAUUGUCUUAGCAUAGCCCUCCGUGAUCGCUUUCUGAACCUCGGAGAUCACAGGGAUCUCGAGGAGUCGACUGCAGUCAUACAACGAGCUAUAGAGCUUACGCCGGACGGGCAUCCUGAAAAGGUCGGACGCAUGUGCGGUCUCGGUUGUUCUCUGCACGAUCGCUUUCGUUACCUCGGAGAGCUCAAGGAUCUCGAGCAAUCUAUUGCAGUCGUGCAACGAGCUAUAGAGCUCACGCCGGAAGGGCAUCCUGAAAAAGCGGGACAACUGCACAGUCUCGGUUGUGCUCUGAACGCUCGCUUUUGGAACCUCGGAGAGCUCAGGGAUCUCGAGGAGUCGAUUGCAGUCAUGCAACGAGCUCUAGAGCUCACGCCGGAAGGGCAUCCUGAAAAGGCUGGACGCAUGCACCGUCUCGGUCGUGCUCUGAAUGACCGCUUUCGGAACCUCGGAGAGCUGAGUGAUCUCGAGCAGUCGAUUGCAGUCUCGCAACGAGCUAUAGAGCUUACGCCGGACGGGCAUCCUGAAAAGGUCGGACGCAUGUGCGGUCUCGGUUGUUCUCUGAACGCUCGCUUUUGGAACCUCGGAGAGCUCAGGGAUCUCGAGGAGUCGAUUGCAGUCAUGCAACGAGCUCUAGAGCUCACGCCGGAAGGGCAUCCUGAAAAGGCUGGACGCAUGCACCGUCUCGGUUGUGCUCUGAAUGAUCGCUUUCGGAACCUCGGAGAGCUCAGAGACCUCGAGCAGUCGAUUGCAGUCAUGCAACGAGCUCUAGAGCUCACGCCGGAAGGGCAUCCUGAAAAGGCCGGACACCUGCACAAUCUCGGCUGUGCUCUGCGUGACCGCUUUGGGAACCUCGGAGAGCUCCGGGAUCUCGAGCAAUCUAUUGCAGUCAUGCAACGAGUCAUAGAGCUCACACCGGAAGGGCAUCCUGAAAAGGCUAGACAACUGCACAAUCUCGGUUGUCUCCUGAACGAUCGCUUUCGGAACCUCGGAGAGCCCAGGGAUCUCGAGCAAUCAAUUGCAGUCAUGCAACGAGCUAUAGAGCUCACGCCGGACGGGCAUCCUGAAAAGGCUGCACGCCUGCACGCUCUAGGUUGUCUCCUGCACGAUCACUUUUGUUACCUCGGAGAGCUCGGGGAUCUUGAGGAGUCGAUUAUAAUCGCGCAGCGAGCUAUAAAGCUCACGCCGGAAGGACAUCCUACAAAGGCUAGACAACUAUACAAUCUCGGUUUGUCUCUGAACAAGCGCUAUCGAAGCCUCGGGGAGGUCAGGGAUCUCGAAGAGUCGAUUGCACUUGCGCAACGAGCCAUGGAGCUCACGCCGAAAGGGCAUCCCGAUGAAGUCUGGCGCAACAUCUCCCUUGUGCACUCGUAUACGGAGAGAUUUAAGCGGGAUCCAAACAGGGUGAAUUUUGACGCUACUCUGAGCCGUUUCGCUGAAGCGACUACACGAUCUACGGGUAGCGUCUCUAUGCGCUGGGAUUCGGCGCAGAGGUGUAUCCGGUUUCUCCUCGACGAUUGCGGGGAGUUCGGCUCUGCUGAUUUAUUGCUGCUCGCACAUUCGCGCGCGUUGGACCUCCUUCCUGCAAUUGUAUGGCUUGGACACGGCCUCGAGAGACGAUAUCAUGAAUGCGCUAAGAUCGGUAGUGCCGUCAGUGAUGCGGUACACACUGCCGUGUUGAAUGAUGCCUUGCCUCACGCGAUCGGGUGGCUAGAGGCUGGGAGAGCCUUCGUCUGGUUCCAGUUACUUUCGUUGAGGAUGCCCAUAGAUGAUCUGAAGGAACAGCAUCCCGAUCUUGCGGAGAGCCUGGAGAGAGUGUCAAAGAAACUGCGACACUCGGGAAACCCGUCAUCACAUGACUUAGCGACUAGUGCCCCGACGUUGGGCUACAGUACUGAUGCAGCGGCGGAUAGACAUCGUUGGCUUGCGAUACAGUACGACGAGACAUUAUGUGGCAUUCGUCGAUGUUCAGGGUUCGAAGACUUCAUGCGCUCGCCAAAACUCGACGGUUUACUCCCUGCACUUGAACUCACCGACGGGCCCGUAGUCUUCAUAAAUGUGAACCCGCUCUCAUGCGAUGCUGUGGUCCUCUGUUCGGACGGAACUAUCAGCCGCAUUGCACUCCCACAGCUGACAGAGCGCCGUGCUCAGCAUCUGCGGGCACUCUGGACGCGUCAACUCGGAAUAGCUCAUACGCGCGUGCGUAGGGCGAUGGCGCCAGAAUGGUUCACCGCACGCGGCACCAUGAGUAUAUUCUGUCGGAUCCUCGAGCGUUUAUGGACCUGCGUUGUGCAGCCAAUCCUGGAACGUCUGAAUCUCAUAAAACAAGCUCCGAGCAAGGUAUCGCACAUAACGUGGUGCCCGACGGGUCCACUCACUCAGCUUCCUCUUCAUGCUGCCGGCAUCUAUGACACAGAGCAAAAGUACAGACCGCACACCUACGACUUCGUGGCAUCGUCGUAUACCCCAUCCUUGUCCGUGAUCCUCCAGAACAGCUACAGUGGUCGGAAAGAUCAAGUAGCUCCCCAGCCGAACCUCCUCUUGAUCGCACAACCGGACACGCCAGGGCUGAGCUGUCUUCCUGGCACGAUACAGGAAUGCGCUCGUAUUCGCAGGGUGCUCCCCGACAUGACUCCCACGCUCUUAGUGCACGAGGGCGCCACCGUACAGCGCACGCUCAAUGUAAUGGCUCAGCAUCCCUGGGUCCAUCUCGCCUGCCACGGGAAACAGGACACGACGGACCCGACGAAGAGCGCUUUCGCUCUCUACGACGGUCCUUUGACGUUAUUGGCCCUCAUGAACACCGUCGCAGAUGACGCAGAGCUCGCGUUCCUAUCCGCAUGUCAGACAGCCGUCGGCGAUGAGAAGAUACCAGAAGAGUCGGCGCACCUCGCGGCCGGGAUGUUGGUGGUCGGGUUUAAGGGCGUCAUCGCGACGAUGUGGUCGAUCGGGGACGAGGACGCGCCUGUCGUAGCGGAGGCGUACUACAAGAAGCUGAUCGAGCUUCGGAGCUCGGGCGCGGUCAAGGCCGGGACGGGUGCGGCGUAUGCGUUGCAUGAGGCGGUGAAAGCUCUGAGGGAGAAGGUCGGCGAGCAGAACGUUGUCAAGUGGGCUCCGUUCGUACAUUUCGGUGUCUGA
This is a messenger RNA of Peniophora sp. CBMAI 1063, 3606 nucleotides long. The record is from the annotation of a GenBank genome assembly. NCBI's taxonomy places the organism in Eukaryota, Fungi, Basidiomycota, Agaricomycetes, Russulales, Peniophoraceae.